Molecule: messenger RNA, 1464 nt
Organism: Pezoporus occidentalis (night parrot)
Lineage: Eukaryota; Metazoa; Chordata; Aves; Psittaciformes; Psittacidae
Gene: JPT1
Product: Jupiter microtubule associated homolog 1
Exons: 5
Coding region: 142-609 (155 amino acids)
Cellular component (GO): nucleus
Source: RefSeq, a predicted model, not a curated record
GGCGGCCGCAGUUGUCACCGGCAGCAGCAGGGUGAGGCCGGGCGGGGAAAGGAGGGGAGCUCCGUUCCCGGGACUGUCACCGCCCGCUGGCCGCUCCACGGAGCCCUUUCCUCGGCGUCCAUCUCCAGCGUCCCCGCCGCCAUGACCACCACCACCACCUUCUCGGGCAUGGACCCCAGUGGCAGGAACAGCUCCAGAGUGCUGCGUCCUCCUGGAGGUGGGUCCAACUUUUCCCUGGGUUUUGAUGAACCAAAAGAGCAACCUGUGAGAAGGAACAAAAUGGAAUCCCACAUCUUUGGAACUCCUGAAGAAAAUCCACCUUCCUGGGCUAAAUCAUCGGGGACUAAGCCAGGUGAAAGCGGAGAAAACUGUGAAUCAGCUGGGCCACAAAGAAGAAACUCGACUGAUGCAAACUGUGGAGACUCUGUAGAUCCCAAGGGAGAAAUUGGUGGUGGUGAAACUUCUGAAAUCACUGAGGCUGAUGUAGAAGCUGCCCCAGGUCAGAGUGAAGAGAAAUCCCUGCCUGCUGCACCUGUUCCUAGCCCAGUAGCACCAGCACCAUCCAGGAGAAAUCCACCCGGUGGCAAGUCCAGCCUAGUCCUCGGUUAAACCUUUCCCUUCCUGACUGUUUUGAACUCGUGUCUUGUUUCUUUCUCCACCCCCCACCCCCCCCAUGCUUGUGAACUGCACAACUUGAGCCUGACUGUACAUCUCCAAUUCCUUUCAUUAAAAAGAAGCACUUUAUGUACUCCCAUCUUUUGUUGAGAUCAAGGGUUGGUUUUAUUUUCUCCCCACUUCUGUCCUGUGUUUUCCCCUCCCCAGAUCUACUGGAAGUGACAUGAGUGUUUUCUAGUGAUAGACUUGAGGGAAAGCUUUAUGAAGUAUUGUCAUUGUAACUCAAAGGAGAGUAGAUUGGUUCCAAGUGUGCUUAGAGGGUUUUUGUACCGAGGUUUUUUUAGAACCCCUUUAGCUUUACAAGGGUCUAGAAUCCUGGUUAAAGAGGCCAGCAACCAAUCAGCAAGAGCAGUCCCUUCCUCCACCCGCAGGAUUUGGGGACCCUAAAGGGCUUCAUUGACUGCAUGGGGUUAAAUGCCUUGAGCCCUGCUGUGCCAUAUGAACCCUGAAGUGGUUAGUGUACACCGUGCUGCCUUUAAAAUAUACUAUAGAAUCAAACACUUGAUACUGGACUACUAUGAAGCAGGGUAUGUGCCAAAUAGGGCUGACGAGCAGAGCCGCCUGGCCUGAUGCUAGGAGGGGAAUUCAGACUUGAUUCAGUGAAGUGGAGUGGAUCAGUGAAAUCAAUACAAAUGACAGGGCCUUUUUUUUUUUACAACUGACUCAAUGCUGUGCAUGAUCAUGCUGGUGCUUGACCAUGAGGUGGAAAAAACUCAUCCUUUCAAGUGUGUGUUGUUAUCUCACAAAGCUGGACUGUUGCUUACGAGUAAAUAAUAUAGAAGUUUUGAA